Messenger RNA from Paramacrobiotus metropolitanus, 1056 nucleotides. RefSeq names its product peroxiredoxin-5, mitochondrial-like. Gene Ontology annotation, molecular function: thioredoxin peroxidase activity. Gene Ontology annotation, cellular component: mitochondrion; cytoplasm; peroxisome. Gene Ontology annotation, biological process: hydrogen peroxide catabolic process; cellular response to oxidative stress; cell redox homeostasis. The record is from RefSeq and is a predicted model, not a curated record. The transcript is spliced from 6 exons. The coding region runs from base 155 to 751 and encodes 198 amino acids. Lineage: Eukaryota; Metazoa; Tardigrada; Eutardigrada; Parachela; Macrobiotidae.
GUUUGCAAACUGAAGUUGCAGGGUAUCGAUCGAAGAAACGGCGCAAAUCUCCCCAGGCCCGCCGUCAGGUAAAAUCAGCGAUUUUGCAUACAAGGGUUUCCGCGAUAAAACCUGCCAAAUCAUCUGUUGUAAGCCGGGGCUCGGUACUGUAAUUAUGUCCGUAUCAGUCAGUGCGCCUCUUUUCCGCAGCCUUCUCCGACCUCUCCCCAUCGCCACAUUCCACCGAUCCUUCGCCGCCCAGACUGCUCCUCGUACCGCUGCAUCCAAGAUGGCUCAAUUGAAGGAGGGUGAUCAACUGCCCGAUGUGGAGGUGUUCGACGGCGAUGUGAGCAAGAAGAUCAAUAUGCGGGAGCUGUUCAAAGGGAAGAAGGGAAUUUUGUUCGCCGUUCCCGGCGCUUUCACUCCUGGCUGCUCGGCUAAACACCUGCCCAGCUAUGUCAAGAAUAUCGACAAAAUCAAGGCGAAGGGCGCGGAAGUGAUUGCUUGUCUGGCUGUCAACGAUCCCUUCGUGAUGGACGCCUGGGGCAAGGAACACAAAGUCGGUUCCAACAUCCACAUGCUGGCUGAUCCUGAUGGCAAGUUCACCAAGGCCGUCGGACUGGAGUUGGCCGCCAAUCCGGUGUUGGGAAAUGCCCGCUCCAAGCGCUAUUCGGCCAUCGUGGAGGAUGGUGUGGUGAAGAAGCUGAACGUGGAGCCGGACGGCACGGGAACUACCUGCAGCCUGGCGGAUGCCAUCGUCAAUGACCUCUGAAGCGGCGCUUUCUUAAUGGUGUGACAAGGGUUCUUUUUGAUUUUUAUUGUGUUUUCUUCGAAGGCUUCGGCAUUUGAUUUGGUUCUGGUGCGCAGGAAAUUAAUAUUUUGCUGAGUGAAGUUAAUUUAUUUCUGUCGGCUUAGUUUUGCUUAAUUGGUUGUAGCAGAUUUCGUUCUGGGUCUCCGAAUUCUGAAACAUUUCAAUAACACAUUGGCUAAAAAUUUAAAAUGAUCGCUGAUUUGAUCUUUGUUCAUGUGACAUUUUUUGAAGAGCAGCGGCAAGAUCAAGGGAACAGCACCAUGUGA